Schistosoma margrebowiei is the source of this 1246-nucleotide messenger RNA. NCBI's taxonomy places the organism in Eukaryota, Metazoa, Platyhelminthes, Trematoda, Strigeidida, Schistosomatidae. The record is from the annotation of a GenBank genome assembly.
GAACGAAUCUAGGCCAGUUGGCUGUAAUGCGCUAGAAUGAAAAUCCUUAAACACGUUUUGGGGUUUUUGAUUUUCUUAAAGUUCUGUUCACCUUAUGUUAUUCAAUUGAAUUCAACAAAUUGGAAACAAAUAUUAGAUGGUGAAUGGCUUGUAAAAUUCCAUGCUCCUUGGUGUCCAGCUUGUCGACAGUUUUCACCAAUUUGGCAACAACUCUCUGAUGAUAGUUCAAUCAAUGCUUUUGUCGCAGAUGUUGAUGUAACAGAAAGUCCUGUCCUUAGUUUCAUAUUUUUUGUCAAGCGAUUACCAACUGUCUACCAUGUAAAAAAUGGCUUAUUCAGAGUAUACGACGGGGCAAGAACUCUUGAUGAUCUCAGAGUUUAUGUGAAAUCCGCAAAAUAUGAAAAUGAAACACCUUUACCAUGGUAUUACUCACCAGCAUCUUUUCAUAUGCAUAUUUUCAUACGUUUCAUGGAUCUUGGCAUUUUCAUUACGAAUACUCAUCAAGCAUUUUUAGAUGCUGGUUAUAGUAAUUGGAUGUCAUUUUUAAUCAUUGGUCUAUCGACUAUAUUUUCCGGACUAUUCAUUGGAAUUAUACUUGUAUUGAUUUUUGAUUGUUUUUUCCCACCGCGUCCACAAAUCCUAAGAUUUAUUAGGAAACCUAAAAAGGUGGAAGAAUCUUUACAGUAUGAAACAGACAAAUCCAGGUCUAAUGCUCACGAUGACGAUGUAUCAGAGGAAAAUGUAGAUGAUGAGAUUACGGAAAUUCGUCAAAGGAAGGUCGAUAAUAAUGAAGUUCAUGAUUCAUAAUCUCAUGUAUUGCACAGAUAUUUACAUAUGUUUAGUUUCUUUCUAAUAUCACUGUUUCGCUUUUUUUCAAUUGUUUUGUAUUUGAACUACUUUAGACAACUUUUACAUACUCAAUUGGUUAUCGAAUUAGACCGUUUUGAUCUAAUGCGGUUAUUCAUGCCUUAGUAUGUAAAUUGUAAAAGUUAACUAAAUGUGAAUAUUAGCGCAUACGGGCAUAAUGGCUUAUUAAUAAUAUAUUUAAAGUAACUUGGUCAAAUUGUAAACAACUUGCUGUAUGUUUAAAUCACACCAGUAUAAGAAAUGGUAAAAUUAGCGGUUAUGGUACUGUUGUAUAACUUCCAACGAGUUUUCUUUUUUUUUUUGUUUUCGAAAAUAUCAUCAUUUCCUAUAAUCUACAGGAAAUUUAACAUAUUAAUAGAUUAGAACAGCUACUUUUAAU